AUGGAGCUUGCGGGUUACAGUUGCGCUGUCGCUAUUCAUAGCGCCUAUCCUCGCUCUUCAAUGAAGACCUCAGAUGGUGGAGUUUUGAUAUGUUGUGGUCCUGGAAACAACGGUGGUGAUGGAUUGGUAUGCGCUCGUCAUCUCAAACUCUUUGGCUACAAACCAACCGUCUACUAUCCGCGUUCACCGUCAAAACAACUCUACAAGAAUUUGGUCACGCAGUGUGAAAAAAUGGGGAUCGCUUUCCUCUCCUACAUUCCGUCUGAUGUGAAAAUUCUUGAGUCGGCUUAUGAUCUCAUAGUGGAUGCGCUUUUUGGUUUUGGCUUCCGUCCGCCCCUGAAACCAGAUUUUGCUGAAACUGUUCAAAGAAUUGCUGCUUUGAAUGUGCCGCUUGUUUCCAUCGACGUGCCUUCUGGUUGGGAAGUCAGUGAGAAGACGGAGACGACGGACCUUCUACAACCGGACUGCUUAAUCUCACUUACGGCACCAAAACUUUGUGCUCACCGGUUCAACGGCCGAUUCCACUUUCUUGGCCGAAGCAACUUGUCUACUACUUCAGGUGGUCGAUUUGUUCCUCCGCUUCUGGCUGAUAAGUACAAUCUCCGUCUACCACCAUAUCCAGGUGCCUCUCCAGUGGUGCUUCUGAAAGGACCCCAAGUAUGUGACCCCCAAACGUCCAAUAAGUAG
Messenger RNA from Hydatigera taeniaeformis, 687 nucleotides. The record is from the annotation of a GenBank genome assembly. Lineage: Eukaryota; Metazoa; Platyhelminthes; Cestoda; Cyclophyllidea; Taeniidae.